This is a messenger RNA of Penicillium oxalicum, 3351 nucleotides long. RefSeq names its product TBC domain-containing protein. The transcript has a single exon. The coding region runs from base 1 to 3351 and encodes 1116 amino acids. The record is from RefSeq and is a predicted model, not a curated record. Lineage: Eukaryota; Fungi; Ascomycota; Eurotiomycetes; Eurotiales; Aspergillaceae.
AUGAAGAUUGAAGUGGCCACUCCGAACUCGUACGCCGGUUAUUCCUUCGCGAGCCAUGGCGGAGCCCGACAUUUCACCUCAACGCCGGUCCUCUCCCAGGCAUCUUCGGCCUCAAGCAGAAGCCAAAAAGCGCGAUCGCUUCGACACAAGGUGCAGAAGCGUCACUCAUCCUCCUCGAAUACACCCACCGACUUGACUUCAUUCCCGUCACUCUCUCCGCCUGAUCACUCUCCCACCUUGACACGGGGGCUGGCGAACACUGUUAUCACGGGUGGCGAUGAAGGUCUGGAAGGCACAGCCGAAAUCUCACGGGGCCGGAAAGCCACACUCGCAAGCUUGACUUCAAGGCCAUCAAAUAGAUCGGGCAGGGGUGCCCUUUUCGCCGAUUCCGUCCCAAUGCGCGAUAUCCCUGGGGCAUUACAUUUGGCGGACGAUGCGCACGUCGAGCGCUUGAUUGCUACCACUGGGGCGGUCAAGAUUGUUCGCCAGUUUGCGCGGGAUUUGGCGCAGCGAGAUGCCGAAAUAUCCUCCCUGCGUCAGCGAGCUGAUGCGAGGGAACGGGAAUUAAAGCGGAUGUUACGAGAAGUUUCAGUUUCAAACCAGGAUAUAGAGCGCCGACUCUAUCAGCUGGAGAAUCCAGGCGACGACCGUUCCUCGGAUGCAGAGGGCAGCACGAAUGGUGACCAUGUCGGUUUGAACGGAUUGAUGUCGCAAGCGAUGAUGGAUACGGUUGGCUCUCAGGCCGAAGCGGAUGCUGGGGAUAGUUCGUCUGAUCUACAGGCUACGAUCCGCGCCGCGCAGCGGUCCGACAAUCAUGAAGCUCGAGCUACUCGCGCGUCAAUUAUCGAUUCCGAAAACAAUCGACGGCCACAAGGCUCCGUUCGUGGGUGGCAGGAAUAUUUCUUUGGAUCUACGAAUACCAGUCGAAAGACAAGCCGUGCGAGCAGCAUCAUCAGUGACAUGCACGAAGCUGAUGGGGAGGAUGCUGUGGAGCGUGUGCGCGUGCCGAGCAAUCCCUCAAUUCGGCGUAAAGCUCUAGACGACCAGCUAUUUCAACCACCUGGUUCGGUAGCGAAUGAGAUUUUGAACCGCAGAGCUCCCAGUGGCUCAACUGCGGCCGAUGAUGCGAGUAUUCACUCGCGAAAGUCAUCGCGCUCGUUUGGAUCAUGGACGAUCAAAUUAUUUGCAGGGAAUUCGCAGUCGAAGGAUGCGAGCGACUCUGAAAGCAAUCGUCAUCGCGCACAAUCAGAUUCUCUUGGUAGAGAUAAAGCAGCCGCGACUGGCUCAUCUGGCACUGGUACUGCAGGAAGAGGCGGAAUGUCUGCGAUCGCGGCCCUGAAAAGGAUCAACAGUAACUCCAGCAUUCCUACCACCUCGGGCGGGCGUAACACUCCCGCUAGCGGCACGGUGAGGAUCAACCCAUUGCGCAAAGUCCCUGUCGGGUCUCCAUCGCAGAGACCCGCAACGGAGAACACCGAUAGGAGUUCCACGACCCUUGGUCCUGUGGAAAUGGACGCGAUUCUGCCGUUGGAGUCGAGACCCCCGUCCUUGACUCCGGUCUAUAACAAUCGUCAGACGGGCGAGUAUUUGACUGAUCGAUUUGGCUUCAUAUAUGAUCAACAGCGAAAACGGCGCCAGAGAGAAGCCAAUUCAGUCAAGGGUCAUCGAUCUCGAUUUAGCAUCGGAGAGACUCUGGGUAAUCAUCGCGCGAGCUCUCCUGAUGCAAAUGAUCCUCCCCAGGCGAGCACGACCACUCAAACGACAGGUGAGAGUACAGGCUCUCCCCCUGCCUCCCCCGACGAUGAUCCUGAAAGCGGAGCAACGAGUUUGCGUCGCUGGCAGGAUUACUUGAGAAUGCCAACCCGGCCGACAGAGCUUUUAUCUCACACUCCCUCCGCCGGCCCCAUCAUCUCCUUGACUACGGGUGUAGAGAAUCGCCCUUCAGGGUCAUCCGUCUCUGUGGACAAGGAAAGUGCUGCGCCUGUAAUCACGAGUGCUCAGCCCUCUGCAUCAACUUCUAUUGUUGUAGCAGACCGCCCUGAAUUUUCUGGCGCGAACACGGAUGAGUCGGGCAUGUCUGCGAUUAGCAGAGCCACUGCUGCCGAGAAUGAGCCGGUCAAGAUUCUCUUGGAGCAACUCACCGAACUCCAUGACUCAUUGCAACGUGACCGAACCAUUCGAUGGAAUGAGUUCCUUCGCAAAGUCCGAGCUGAACGAAGAAAAGAUGGCGAAGCUGCUGCUGCUGCCGCCGCGGCAGCAACGUCAACGGCCACGGACCGAUCAGUGGCGGCCGUGGAUAUGCCGGAGACAUCUCUGGCGGACGGCGAGGUGGUUGGUAUUGCUGGGCUCGGCAACAAGGGCAAGGUUGGUCGGGCAAAAUGGCGAGAAUUCCGGUUGUUGGUCCUCGGUGGCAUACCCGUCGCUUUGCGCGCCAAGGUCUGGUCCGAGUGUAGCGGUGCAUCUGCCAUGCGAAUUCCCGGAUACUAUGAAGAUCUUGUGCGUGGAGUUGGUGGCACAGAGCCGGACUCGUCCAUUGUUUCUCAAAUUGACAUGGACAUCCGCCGUACUUUGACGGACAACGUCUUCUUCCGGAAAGGCCCCGGGGUGGACAAAUUGAAAGAGGUUUUGCUCGCAUACUCGCGUCGCAAUCCCGAGGUCGGGUAUUGUCAAGGCAUGAACCUCAUUGCAGCAUCGCUGCUCUUAAUUCUGCCGACGGCCGAAGACGCAUUCUGGAUUCUCACAUCGAUGAUCGAGGUGAUCCUGCCGCAUCAUUACUAUGACCAUGGCCUUCUCGCGUCGCGCGCAGAUCAGGUCGUGCUUCGGGGGUAUAUCUCGGAACUUUUGCCAAAGUUGUCGGCACACCUGGAAGAACUGGGUAUCGAGCUGGAAGCUCUCACUUUCCAGUGGUUCCUAUCGUUAUUCACCGAUUGUCUCUCCGCGGAAGCCUUGUAUCGCGUUUGGGAUGUGGUCUUGUGUCUAAACGUGACCAGUGCUGUCUCUGCUGGCUCUGCUGCUACUGCACCGAGCUCAUCUUUUACGGGGGCGAAAGAAACCUCGGAUAAGUCUGGGCUGUCCUCCGACGAUCCAGCCUCUGGGAGUGGAGGAGGGAGUACAUUCCUCUUUCAAGUCGCCUUGGCUCUGCUCAAGCUUAAUGAGCCACAGCUCCUGACGACCUGUACAACCCCCGCCGCGCUGUACACAUAUAUCAACCACCAGAUGACCAAUCAUGCCAUUAGUAUUGAUGGACUGAUUCAAGCCAGCGAAGCGCUCAGAAAUGUGGUCCGUCGCGAAGACGUAGUUGCUCGUCGGGCAAUUGCUUUGCAGGAGAUGCAAACCUUUGGCAGCGCGUGA